AUGCAGCUUCCUAUUAAAGUCAGCCAGCAAAAUACCCACACCAAAGUCAGCACGGAACAUAACAAGGAGUGCCUGAUAAACAUUUCCAAAUACAAGUUCUCCCUGGUCAUCAGCGGCCUCACCAAUAUCUUAAAAAAUGUUAAUAAUAUGAGGAUAUUUGGAGAAGCUGCAGAAAAGAACUUGUAUAUCUCUCAGCUGAUUAUUUUGGAUACUCUGGAAAAAUGUCUCGCUGGGCAACCGAAGGACACCAUGAGGCUCGAUGAGACGAUGUUGGUGAAGCAGCUACUGCCAGAGAUCUGCCAUUUUAUUUACACCUACCGGGAAGGGAAUCAACACGCUGCUGAGCUUCGCAAUUCGGCUUCUGGGGUUCUCUUUUCUCUCAGCUGCAACAACUUCAAUGCCGUUUUCAGCCGCAUCUCCACCAGAUUACAGGAGUUGACGGUGUGCUCUGAAGACAAUGCUGAUGUUCAUGACAUUGAGCUCUUACAGUACAUCAGCGUAGACUGCGCCAAAUUGAAGCGUAUCCUGCAAGAGACGGCCUUUAAAUUCAAAGCACUCAAGAAAGUAGCACAACUGGCGGUUAUUAACAGUCUUGAAAAGGCAUUUUGGAACUGGGUGGAAAACUAUCCGGAUGAGUUUACCAAGCUGUACCAGACUCCACAGACUGAUCUGGCAGAUUGUGCAGAGAAACUCUUUGAUUUGGUGGACGGGUUCGCGGAGAGCACGAAGCGCAAAGCAGCCGUUUGGCCGUUGCAAAUCAUCCUCCUUGUGUUGUGUCCGGAAAUCGUCCAAAGCAUCGCCAAGGAUGUGGGGGACGACAGCAAAAUAAACAAGAAGCUAUUUUUGGACAACCUCCGGAAGGCCCUGGCAGGCCACAGUGGAAGUCGGCAGCUGACUGAAAGCGCGGCCAUUGCGUGCGUCAAGCUGUGCAAAGCGUCCACCUAUAUCAGCUGGGAAGACAAUUCCGUCAUUUUCCUUCUGGUUCAGUCCAUGGUGGUGGAUCUCAAGAACCUGCUGUUCAACGCAAAUAAGCCUUUCUUGAGAAACCAGAACGCCGACAUCGACCUCAUGAUCGACUGCUUGGUGUCCUGCUUUCGCAUCAACCCGCACAACAACCAGCACUUCAAGACUUGCUUAGCACAGAAUUCUCCGUCAACAUUUCAUUACGUUCUGGUGAAUUCACUCCACCGGAUAAUCACAAAUUCCUCGUUAGACUGGUGGCCUAAGAUUGAUGCCGUCUAUUGCCAUUCCGUGGAGCUCCGCAGCAUGUUCAGCGAAACCCUCCACAAAGCUCUGCAGGGAUCUGGGGUUCACACCCCGAUUCGCAUGACCCCGAGUCUUACAUUCAAAGAGAAAAUGACAAGCCUUAAGUUUAAAGAAAAGCCUACAGACGUCGAAACCAGAAAUUACAAAGUCUUGCUGUUAUCCAUGGUAAAAUUGAUCCACGCCGACCCGAAACUCCUGCUCUGUAAUCCAAGAAAACAAGGGCCUGAUACACAAGGCAGCACGGCUGAGCUCAUAACAGGACUUGUCCAGCUGGUGCCACAGUCCAGCAUGCCCGAAAUAGCACAGGAAGCCAUGGAGGCUUUGCUUGUGCUCCAUCAGUUAGACAGCAUUGAUCUGUGGAACCCAGAUGCGCCAGUUGAAACAUUCUGGGAGAUCAGUUCGCAAAUGCUGUUUUGUAUAUGCAAGAGGCUAACGAGCAAUCAGAUUCUCAGCAGCACAGAAAUCCUCAAGUGGCUGAGAGAGAUUUUGAUCUGCAGGAACAAAUUUCUUCUGAAAAACAAACAAUCCGAUAGGAGUUCCUGUCCCUUUCUCUUCCUUUACGGCGUAGGAUGUGAUGUCCCUGGGGGCGGAGCUAAUCAAAUUUCUCUUGACCCCGACGAGAUGAUGCGCUGCCUCCCGGGAGCGACACUCAGGAAGGGCAAAGGGAGCUUCAGCAUGGAGAGCCCGGCAGGUUGCAGCGGGACACAGAUCUGCCGCCAAGCCCAGACGAAACUCGAGGUUGCUUUGUACAUGUCCCUCUGGAGCCCGGACACCGAGGCGGUGCUGGUCGCCAUGUCGUGUUUCCGGCACCUUUGUGAGGAGGCCGACAUCCGGUGCGGUGUCGACGAAGUCUCCGUCCAUAACUUCCUGCCCAACUACAACACUUUCAUGGAGUUUGCGUCCGUAAGCAACAUGAUGUCUACAGGCAGAACAGCUCUCCAGAAAAGAGUGAUGGCUUUGCUGAGGCGAAUCGAACACCCAACACCUGGCAACACAGAGGCCUGGGAAGACACGCAUUUAAAAUGGGAGACGGCGACGAAAUUGAUUCUCAACUAUCCGAAGACCAAAAUGGAAGAUGGCCAGGUUGCCGAAAGUCUUCACAAGACCAUCGUCAAGCGGCGGAUGUCCCAUGUCAGCGGGGGAGGCUCCAUAGACCUCUCGGAUACAGACUCUCUGCAGGAGUGGAUCAACAUGACCGGCUUCCUGUGCGCGCUCGGCGGGGUGUGCCUCCAACACCGCGGCUGCGCCCCGUUUCCUUCCUACAGCCCACCCAUGGGCCCCGUGAGCGAGCGGAAAGGCUCCAUGAUCUCCAUGCUGUCGACCGAUGGCAACACGGAGACCCCCGUGAGCAAGUUCCUGGACCGCCUGCUGUCUUUAAUGGUCUGCACCCACGAAAAAGUGGGCAUACAGAUCCGGGCGAACGUGAAGGAUCUCAUGGGCCUUGAGCUGAGCCCGGCCCUUUACCCCAUGCUCUUCAACAAACUGAAGAACAACAUCAGCAAGUUUUUUGACUCACAAGGGCAGGUUUUGCUGAACGACACCAACACACAGUUUGUGGAGCAGACCAUUGCGAUCAUGAAGAACCUGCUCGAUAACCACACGGAGGGGAGCUCGGAGCACCUCGGACAAGCCAGCAUUGAGACCAUGAUGCUGAAUCUGGUCAGAUACGUCCGUGUUCUUGGGAAUUUGGUACAUGCAAUUCAGAUAAAAACCAAGCUCUGUCAGCUGGUGAAGGUAAUGAUGGAGAGGCGAGAUGACCUUUCCUUCUGCCAGGAGAUGAAAUUCAGGAACAAGAUGGUGGAAUACCUGACGGAUUGGGUUAUGGGGACAUCCAACCAGGCGACCGAUGAGGACGUGAAAUGUUUGACAAGAGAUCUGGACCAGGCAAGCAUGGAAGCCGUGGUGUCUCUCCUUGCGGGACUUCCACUCCAGCCUGAAGAAGGGGAUGGCGUUGAACUGAUGGAAGCGAAGUCCCAGUUAUUCCUUAAGUACUUCACCCUGUUUAUGAACCUCCUCAACGACUGCAGCGAAGUGGAAGACGAAAACGCACAGCCGGGCAGCCGGAAGCGCGGGAUGUCCCGAAGGCCGGCUUUCUUGCGACACUGCACCGUUCUGGCCAUGUCCAACUUGCUCAAUGCCAACGUGGACAGCGGCCUGAUGCACUCUAUAGGGCUGGGGUAUCACAAAGAUCUUCAGACGAGAGCCACGUUUAUGGAGGUCCUCACCAAGAUCCUGCAGCAGGGCACGGAGUUUGACACCCUGGCGGAGACGGUGCUGGCGGAUCGGUUCGAGAGGCUGGUGGAGCUGGUCACCAUGAUGGGGGACCAAGGGGAGCUGCCGAUCGCCAUGGCUCUGGCCAACGUGGUGCCUUGCUCCCAGUGGGAUGAACUGGCUCGUGUCCUCGUCACCCUGUUCGACUCAAGGCACUUGCUCUACCAGCUGCUCUGGAACAUGUUUUCUAAAGAAGUCGAACUGGCCGACUCCAUGCAGACGCUCUUCAGGGGAAAUAGUCUGGCGAGCAAGAUCAUGACUUUUUGCUUUAAGGUCUAUGGUGCCACUUACCUACAGAAGCUUUUGGAGCCUUUAUUAAGGAACAUUAUUACCUGUACGGAAUGGCAGCAUGUUAGCUUUGAAGUGGACCCUACGAGGCUGGAGUCAAGUGAAAGCCUCGAAGACAACCAACGGAGCCUCCUGCAGAUGACGGAGAAGUUCUUCCACGCCAUCAUCAACUCCUCUGCAGAAUUCCCACCCCAGCUUCGCAGUGUGUGCCACUGUCUUUAUCAGGCAACUUGCCACUCUCUCCUGAAUAAAGCUACCGUAAAAGAAAAAAAGGAAAACAAAAAAUCAGUGGUCAGUCAGCGAUUCCCUCAGAACAGCAUCGGAGCGGUUGGCAGUGCCAUGUUUCUGCGUUUCAUCAACCCCGCGAUCGUCUCUCCCUACGAGGCUGGGAUUUUAGACAAGAAGCCGCCGCCCAGAAUCGAAAGGGGGUUGAAGCUAAUGUCCAAGGUACUGCAAAGCAUCGCCAACCACGUCUUGUUUACGAAAGAGGAGCACAUGCGGCCUUUCAAUGACUUUGUGAAGAGCAAUUUUGAUGCAGCGCGAAGGUUUUUCCUUGACAUUGCAUCAGAUUGUCCAGCCAGCGACACAGUCAACCACAGCCUCUCUUUCAUCAGCGACAGUAACGUCCUGGCUUUGCAUCGCCUGCUCUGGAAUAAUCAGGAGAAGAUUGGCCAGUACCUGUCGAGCAACAGGGACCACAAAGCUGUCGGAAGGCGGCCUUUUGACAAGAUGGCAACUUUGCUGGCCUACCUCGGCCCCCCCGAGCACAAGCCCGUGGCAGACACGCAGUGGUCCAGCAUUAAUCUCACCAGUUCCAAGUUUGAAGAAUUCAUGACUAGGCACCAGGUGCAUGAAAAAGAGGAAUUCAAAGCCCUCAAGACGCUAAAUAUCUUCUAUCAAGCCGGGACAUCCAAAGCUGGCAAUCCUGUCUUCUAUUACAUUGCACGCCGGUUCAAGACCGGCCAGAUCAAUGGCGAUCUGCUGAUCUACCACGUCUUGUUAACGUUGAAGCCAUACUACGCGAAGCCCUAUGAGAUUGUGGUGGACCUCACUCAUGCCGGCCCCAGCAACCGCUUCAAGACGGACUUCCUGUCCAAGUGGUUCGUCGUUUUCCCAGGAUUCGCUUACGAGAACGUGGCCGCCGUUUUCAUCUACAACUGCAACUCGUGGGUCAGGGAGUACACCAAGUACCACGAGAGGCUCCUGACGGGCCUCAAAGGCAGCAAGAAGCUCAUCUUCAUCGACUCCCCCGGGAAACUGGCGGAACACAUUGAGCACGAGCAACAGAAGCUUCCAGUGUCCACUCUGGCCUUGGAAGAGGACCUCAAGGUUUUCCACAAUGCUCUGAAGCUGGCCCACAAGGACACCAAAGUCUCUAUUAAAGUUGGUUCUACGGCUGUGCAGGUGACUUCUGCUGAGCGCACGAGGGUCUUGGGCCAGACGGUGUUCUUGAACGACAUCUACUACGCCUCUGAGAUAGAAGAGAUCUGCCUGGUCGAUGAAAGCCAAUUCACCUUAACCAUUGCCAACCAAGGGACGCCUCUCACGUUCAUGCACCAGGAGUGCGAAGCCAUUGUCCAGUCCAUCAUCCACAUACGGACGCGAUGGGAGCUGUCGCAGCCUGACUCCAUCCCGCAGCAUACGAAAAUCCGCCCAAAGGACGUUCCUGGGACGCUGCUCAAUAUUGCGUUGCUUAAUCUAGGGAGCUCAGACCCCAGCCUACGGUCUGCAGCCUAUAAUCUUCUCUGUGCCUUAACCUGUACCUUUAAUCUAAAGAUUGAAGGCCAGUUACUGGAAACUUCAGGUCUGUGUAUCCCUGCCAACAACACCCUUUUUAUUGUCUCAAUUAGUAAGACUCUGGCAGCUAAUGAGCCCCACCUCACCUUAGAGUUUUUGGAAGAAUGCAUUUCUGGAUUCAGCAAAUCUGGCAUUGAACUGAAACACCUCUGUCUGGAAUACAUGACCCCCUGGUUGUCAAACUUGGUCCGCUUCUGCAAACACAACGACGAUGCCAAACGCCAGCGAGUCACUGCGAUUCUCGACAAACUGAUCACAAUGACUAUCAAUGAGAAGCAGAUGUACCCUUCCAUCCAGGCCAAAAUAUGGGGCAGUUUGGGACAGAUAACGGAUCUGCUCGAUGUGGUGCUGGACAGCUUCAUCAAAACCAGUGCUACGGGAGGGUUGGGAUCCAUCAAAGCGGAGGUCAUGGCAGACACGGCGGUCGCCUUGGCUUCCGGAAAUGUGAAGCUCGUUUCCAGUAAAGUGAUUGGAAGGAUGUGCAAGAUCAUCGACAAGACGUGUCUGUCUCCAACUCCUACCUUAGAGCAGCACCUGAUGUGGGAUGAUAUUGCCAUCCUAGCCCGCUACAUGCUGAUGCUGUCCUUCAACAAUUCCCUCGACGUGGCCGCGCAUCUCCCCUACCUCUUCCAUGUGGUCACUUUGCUGGUGGCCACCGGCCCGCUUACCCUUCGAGCUUCCACCCACGGCCUGGUCAUCAACAUCAUCCAUUCCUUGUGCACUUGUUCCCAGCUUCAUUUCAGCGAGGAGACCAAGCAAGUUUUGAGGUUGAGCUUGACGGAAUUCUCACUGCCCAAAUUCUAUUUGCUGUUUGGAAUAAGCAAAGUGAAAUCAGCAGCGGUCAUUGCAUUCCGGUCCAGUUAUCGGGACCGUUCGUUCUCCCCGGGGUCCUACGAGAGGGAGACAUUUGCGCUGACAUCCCUCGAAACUGUCACAGAAGCUCUGCUGGAGAUUAUGGAGGCCUGUAUGAGAGAUAUUCCGACUUGCAAGUGGCUUGACCAGUGGACGGAACUAGCUCAAAAGUUUGCAUUCCAGUAUAAUCCGUCCCUCCAGCCCCGAGCCCUCGUGGUCUUUGGGUGCAUCAGCAAGCGCGUGUCGCACGGCCAGAUCAAGCAAAUUAUCCGGAUCCUUAGCAAGGGUCUGGAGAGUUGCUUGAAAGGUCCCGAUAACUACAAUAGCCAAGUUCUUAUAGAAGCCACUGUCAUAGCACUGACCAAGUUGCAGCCACUCCUUAAUAAGGACUCUCCUAUGCACGAGGCCCUCUUCUGGGUGGCGGUGGCUGUUCUGCAGCUGGAUGAGGUCAACCUGUAUUCGGCAGGCACGGCUCUGCUUGAACAAAAUCUCCAUACCCUGGAUAACCUUCGAGUAUUCAAUGACAAAAGUCCGGAAGGAGUUUUCAUGGAGAUCCGGAGGCCACUCGAAUGGCACUGCAAGCAAAUGGACCACUUUGUGGGACUCAAUUUCAAUUCGAACUUCAACUUUGCCCUUGUGGGUCAUCUCCUGAAAGGCUAUCGGCAUCCCUCGCCAACUAUUGCCGCGAGGACCGUAAGGAUCCUCCACACGCUCCUCGCCCUGGUGAACAAACAGAGGAACUGUGACAAGUUUGAGGUGAAUACGCAGAGUGUGGCUUACCUCGCAGCUUUGCUCACUGUGUCUGAGGAGGUUCGAAGCCGCUGCAGCCUAAAGCAUAGGAAGUCCCUCCUGGUGACAGAUAUCUCAGUGGAGAAUGUUCCCAUGGAGACCUACCCCAUCCAUCACAGCGAUGCUGGCUAUAGGACACUAAGGGAAAACCAGCCCUGGUCUUCUCCCAAGACCUCUGACAGGCACCUCACUCCGAGUUAUCCCACGGCAGGCCAAAUCAGCCCACGCACAAGGAAGUCCAUGAGCCUGGAUAUGGGGCAGCCGUCUCAAACCAACACUAAAAAGUUACUCGGUACAAGGAAGAGUUUCGACCACUUGAUAUCCGACACGAAAGCGCCCAAAAGGCAAGAAAUGGAAUCGGGGAUCACCACGCCGCCCAAAAUGCGGAGGGUGGCAGAAAACGAUUACGAAAUGGAAACACAAAGGAUAUCGCCCCAGCAGCAUCCACACCUCCGAAAAGUCUCGGUAUCUGAGUCGAAUGUCCUUCUGGAUGAAGAGGUGCUCACCGAUCCCAAAAUCCAAGCUCUUUUACUUACUGUGCUUGCAACGCUAGUGAAAUAUACGGCAGAUGAGUUUGACCAGCGAAUCCUGUAUGAGUAUUUAGCAGAAGCCAGUGUUGUUUUCCCCAAGGUCUUUCCUGUUGUGCACAAUUUGUUGGACUUCAAGAUAAACACUCUGUUGUCUCAAUGUCAGGAUCCAAAUUUGCUGAAUCCGAUUCAUGGCAUCCUUCAGAGCGUGGUCUACCAUGAGGAAUCGCCCCCCCAGUACCAAACCUCCUACCUACAAAGUUUCGGAUUUAAUGGCUUGUGGAGGUUUGCGGGACCAUUUUCUAAGCAAACGCAGAUCCCAGACUACGCUGAGCUCAUUGUGAAGUUCCUCGAUGCCUUGAUCGACACCUACUUGCCUGGCAUUGACGAAGAAGCCAGCGAGGAGUCGCUGCUGACGCCCACGUCGCCUUACCCUCCGGCGCAGAGCCAGCUCAGCAUCACCGCCAACCUCAACCUCUCGAAUUCCAUGACCUCCCUUGCAACCUCCCAGCAUUCCCCAGGCCUCGACAAGGAGAAUGUGGAACUCUCCCCCACCACGACGCACUCCAACAGCGGGAGGACUCGCCACGGCUCUGCCAGCCAGGUGCACAAGCAGCGCAGCACCGGCAGCUUCAAGCGCCACAGCAUCAAAAAGAUCGUGUGAAACGUUCCCCCCCCCAUUUCCAUUCGGUAUAAAAACUGACAGGCGUCCUCUGCCCGCCCUUCCCCUCCAAGCCCCCGAUGUGGCUGUGCCGCACUUAAUUCCGAACCUUUCUUCCUGACCCCUGGUCCCAUCAGCCGUGGUUCCAGAAGAUCAACGUUGGAGACGUUUUGCGUGACUUUUUCUUUUUCGUUGACCUUAAACAAGGGCACUUCACCCGUGCCGAGAUUUUGCUUUAUUUUGGUCUUCAGAUAUUUUAGAGGUGCAUCUCCCGAUACUCCAAAAAUCGCUGCCUUCUUCUUCUUCUUUUUUUCUUUUUUUUUUUUCUCCUUUUGGGAAAGAGAACGGCACCAGAAUUAUGCCCAUUCUGUGUUUCUGAGCUGCCGGUUUCUGAACCAGCGAACAGAACCAACUUUAAAAAAAAAAACAGGAAGAAAGGAAAGGAGGGUUGACACUGGCUGCAUCCAGAGCUGGAAAUGGCAUCUUCCUCUGGCUCACACAGACACAUACUUCGAACAUGUUGGUCUUUCAUUGUUGGGGCUGUUUUUUUGGUUUGGUUUGUCUGUUUUUUGUUUUUUUUAACAGUUCGUUUCGUGUCUCCUCUAGAGGGGGGAAGCGUUGAGAUUCGAUCUUGCUUGCACAUUGGGUGGCUUUGUCGGCCAGCAGACUCGCCGGUAAAGAUCCUGGUUUCCCUCCGAACUGCGCUUUAACCGUGGACUUCCUUCCGCUGGCCGCUCGGCCCCCACGGCGGGGCUGCCCGCCAGGCCAGAGAGAAAAAGACUUCACCCGUGCCGAGAUUUUGCUUUAGUUUGGUCUUCAGCUAUUUCAGAGGCGCAUCUCCCGAUACUCCAAAAGUCGCCUCUCCUUGUAUCGAGCAGGCUGAAACGGCUCACCUUUUCUCGCUGACCUUUGAGUCUUAAAUUUACCCCUCCCCAAAGUAGAUCAGCAGGGCAGCCACCUAGAGAGUUACAGGCACAGAGUGGAAGGCGCUUCCCCCGGGUCCUAUUCUGCCCCAGCCUGGAGGGGAAAUCACAGCCAUAAGGGGCAAGGGGGAUUGCCCGGUGUCAUGCCAACCUGGUCCCUACCACCAUGGGGGGGGGGAUCCCCGGCCAUCUUGGGUUGAUUUCAAGGGGCCCUUGGUAGGAAAACUCCACAGAGAGGUAAGUUGACGUUGUGUAGCCUUAGGUGACCUGUCCCCACAGAAGUUAUGAUUGAUACUUUUACACACACAGACAGACAGACACACACACACCCUUUCCUCCAGCUUCCCUGUGACUUGUGUCCUGCGCAGGGCUUGGCCGCUUCAGGGGUCACCAGCAGAAGAGCCAAAUUAAAACAGAGAUUACUACCAGUCUUGACCACAGCAUGGAAAAAGAUCAUGUUUUUGUACUGCAAUCACCAGAAUCCCCCAACAGGCAUGGUCACUCAGCACUUUGGCCGGUGCGAUUCGAGGACUUUUCAGGCAGGUACGUCAGCCAUAUCGCUCACACCUCGCCGUGGUGGUCAGCCUUGGCUCCCCCACCUCAAGUCCCACGGUAUUUUCGGCUCUAGUGCCCAGAAACCCCAGCCAGCCUGGCCAACAGCUGGGGAUUCUGGGAUUUGAAGUCUAAAACCUACGGAGGGCUUCUGGUCGAGAAGAGCUGGCCCCGGCUGACUCACGGGGCUGCUUUGCAGACAACGUGGGAGGGACCGGCGUAUACCAGCUCCUUGGAAGAAAGGAGAGGGAUGAAGGUGGAUGAAAAUACAUCAUUUUGAAGAAACCAUCAAAUUGAGUUAAAACACGGUGGUUUCCAUUUAAAGGGUCAAAACCAAUUACGAUUUAAAUCAAGUCUACCCUGAGAGGGAUAUGAAUUAAGUGCUUUAAUAAGUACGCUCCGGCCCUUCUCUUCAACCCCGUGGGAAGGCCAGCGCAAGCAGAAGAGGUUGCCUAAUGUAAGCCAGUCAGCUUUCAGGCGGAGAGGGGCUUCCGGCGUUGCUCUCCUCACAUCUUUCUCUCUGAUACAUUAACCCCCACACGGUUGCACCAUUCUGAUUUGGCUGAAAGUCCCACCCAGCAGAAAUGCGUCCGAUAGAAACUGCUUUUCGGUGUCUUAAAAAUAGGCCAUUUGUCUAAAUUUUGAUGAAACAAAUCCUCUU
Molecule: messenger RNA, 10587 nt
Organism: Pogona vitticeps (central bearded dragon)
Lineage: Eukaryota; Metazoa; Chordata; Lepidosauria; Squamata; Agamidae
Source: RefSeq, a predicted model, not a curated record